This is a messenger RNA of Trichoderma breve, 4359 nucleotides long. RefSeq names its product ABC transporter transmembrane region domain-containing protein. Bases 1 to 4359 code for a protein of 1452 amino acids. The transcript has 4 exons. Gene Ontology annotation, cellular component: membrane. Lineage: Eukaryota; Fungi; Ascomycota; Sordariomycetes; Hypocreales; Hypocreaceae. The record is from RefSeq and is a predicted model, not a curated record. Gene Ontology annotation, molecular function: ABC-type transporter activity; ATP binding; ATP hydrolysis activity. Gene Ontology annotation, biological process: transmembrane transport.
AUGGCUGCUGAAAUACCUGAGAAGCUGGCCGAGGGAGCGACCUCGGAGCCCUCCACGGGCUCUGGCGAUGCCAACAUUGUCAAUCAUUCAGUGGUCAUAGAAGACAUUUCGCCAAAGGCUGAUUCCACUGAUACUAACAAGGUAGAGUCAGAGGAAACAGGCGACCGUGGACCACUGGAGCCUAAGAAACCAGAUCUUAUAAAGGCAGAUGACGAUAAAGCAAGAGAAGAGGAUCCAGCAACGGAAGAGUCCGAGAAGCUAGGUGUUGGAAGGUCGGAUUUUGAGAAGUCAGACCUUGUAAAGGCCGAUUCCGAGAAAGAAGAAAUUGCGAAAUCAAAUUCCGACAAGCCACAUAUCGAAGAAAUAGACCACAGUUCAUCAGAUCCAGAGAAAGCCGCCAUGGUGAAGGCAGAUCUUGAAAAAUCGGAUCCUAAGAAAGAAGAACUUGAGAAAGCGGACCCUGAGAAGCCAGACCCAGAAGCCAACGCGGAACUCGACGCCGACUCAAACGGAAAGAAGAAAAACAAGGCCAAAACGGAAAAAAAGCAAAAGCCUUCCAAGGAACCUGAAGUCAAAGAAGACCCCGAAGAACCUUUUCGACACCUGCCCGACAAUGAAGCUGAAAUUCUCAAGAGGCAAGCCCUGACGCCCGAUUUGAAACAUGGAGUUGCUGCCCUCUACCGAUAUACUACUGGCCUUGACAUCUUCAUCAUGAUCAUUGCGUCUGUCUGCUCCAUUGCCAACGGCGCCGCUCUACCCCUCAUGACUCUGCUAUUUGGUGGCCUCCAAAAGACUUUUUCCGAGUUCACAGUAGGCCAGAUCGACAAAGGAGAACUCAGUUCUCAGCUUGCUAAAUAUGUACUCUACUUUGUGUAUCUCGCCAUCGGCCAAUUUGUCGUCACUUACAUCGCAACGGUAGGGUUCAUCUACGUGGGCGAGAACAUUUCCACUAGAAUCCGAGAGCAUUAUCUUGAAAGCUGUCUGCGUCAAAACAUUGGUUUCUUCGACAAAAUUGGCACUGGAGAAAUUGUGACUCGUAUCACUUCCGACACUAACACUAUACAAGAUGGAAUUUCUGAAAAGGUGUCAAUUACGAUAGGAGCUAUUUCGACUUUUGUAACCGCCUUUGUUAUUGCCUUUGCCAACUACUGGAAACUCACGUUGAUCCUUGCGAGCGUCAUCAUCGCCAUUCUCCUCAAUGGAGCCCUGUUCUCUAGCUACAUGCUUAAGAACGGCACACAGUCCAUCGUAUCGUCUGCCCUUGGUGGUGGUCUAGCAGAUGAAGUCCUCAGCUCCGUGAGGACUGCAGUCGCUUUUGGGGCUCAAGACCGAUUGUCUAACCAGUAUAAUGAACAUCUGAAGAAGGCCGAGUAUUUUGGCUUCAGGCUCAAAUCCGCCGUUGGAGUCAUGCUGGGCGGUAUCAUGUUCCUGCUUUACAUGAGUUAUGCUCUGGCUUUCUGGCAAGGCAGUGCUUUUGUUCUACGUGGCGAGCUCUCUCUCAAUCAAGCUCUGAUUGUCAUGAUGACUGUCAUAAUGGGUGCUUUCAACAUGACUAGCAUCGCACCCAACUUCCAAGCUUUCAUCUCUGCUGUUAGCGCUGCAUCCAAAAUUUUCGAUACGAUUGACCGUGUUUCACCGAUUAACUCAGCAAGUGAAGAGGGUGAGACUAUUGACCAGGUUGAGGGUAAUAUCCGACUAGAGAAUGUCAAACACAUAUACCCAUCACGUCCUGGCGCUAUUGUAAUGGAGGAUGUCACCCUUGAUAUCCCUGCGGGAAAGACGACUGCCUUGGUUGGAGCGUCUGGAUCCGGCAAGAGCACAAUCGUCGGCCUUAUCGAGCGAUUCUACAAUCCCGUGGGAGGCACAUUGUAUCUUGAUGGACACGACAUCUCCAAGCUGAAUCUUCGUUGGCUUCGUCGCCAGAUUUCAUUGGUUAGCCAGGAGCCCACGCUGUUCGGAACGUCGAUUUUCGAGAAUAUUCGUUACGGCCUGGUUGGGACUGAAUUUGAAAAGGAAAGCGAGGAGAAGCAGCGUGAGAUGGUCAUUGCUGCUGCGAAGAAGUCUAAUGCUCAUGAUUUCGUCUCUGCUCUCUCGGAGGGCUAUGAAACUAAUGUUGGCGACCGAGGCUUCCUUCUCUCGGGUGGACAGAAGCAACGUAUUGCUAUUGCGCGCGCCAUCGUUAGCGACCCAAAAAUUCUCCUUCUUGAUGAGGCAACAUCAGCCUUGGAUACGAAAUCUGAGGGCAUCGUGCAGGCUGCGCUGGAGGCUGCUUCGGCUGGUCGAACUACAAUCAUCAUUGCUCAUAGGCUCUCAACUAUCAAGGACGCCCAUAACAUUGUUGUCAUGUCUCAAGGCCGGAUUAUAGAGCAGGGCACCCACGACGAGCUGGUAGAGAAAGGGGCCGCUUACCACAAGUUGGUAUCUGCUCAGAAUAUUACCGCGGCCCAAGGCCUCACCAGCGAAGAGCAGGAACUUAUCGAUGACCACCAGGAGGCGCUGAUCAAGAGGCAAUCAAAGAUCGAAGACAGUGAAAUAUUUAGUGCCGAGGGUGGCAAUAAAGAGGCCAAGUAUAGUAUCUGGUCUCUGAUUGCGUUCAUUGCCAAGUUCAACCGCAAUGAAUGGAAGCGCAUGUCGGCGGGUCUCUUCUUUUCUAUUCUCUGCGGCGGCGCCAGUCCCAUCUCUGCUGUGUUCUUUUCCAAAGAGAUUGUCACUUUGACAAAUGCUCUUCUCCCGAAUGCCAAUAUUGAUCAGAUUCGACAUGAUGCAUACUUCUGGGCCGUCAUGUUCAUCGUACUGGCUGUUGGCAUACUCAUCAGCUACUCUGGCCAAGGGAUUGCAUUUGCGUCAUGCUCUGAGCAUCUUAUCCAUCGCAUUAGGGACCAAUCUUUUAGGACGUUUCUUCGGCAGGACAUCUCUUUCUUUGAUAGAAAGGAGAACUCGGCAGGUAUCUUGACGGCAUUCUUAUCAACUGAAGCCAACAAUAUUGGAGGUCUUAGUGGUUCCGCUUUGGGAACAAUCUUGUUGACGCUUUCUACUCUUUUCUCCUCGAUGAUUAUGGGGUUGGCUCUUGGAUGGAAGCUAGCACUUGUCUGUACGGCAACCAUACCAGUCUUGUUGGCUUGUGGCUUCUUCCGUUUUUACUUGCUGCUUCGGUUCCAGAGCAGGGCAAAGGAUGCAUACGCGGCGUCUGCCGCAUAUGCCUCCGAAGCUAUCUCGUCCAUUCGCACCGUUGCGUCACUUACUCGCGAGCAAGAUAUUAUACACAUGUAUCGUGAGGACAUUGCGGCUCAAAGACGCAAAGGUUUGAAGUCGGUGCUAUCAUCAAGCGCCCUCUAUGGAGCCGCUCAAGGUGCAUCGUUUCUCUGCUUUGGCCUUGGAUUCUGGUAUGGCGGUACUUUGCUCGCCACCAGAGAGUACGACUUAUUCACCUUCUUCGUCUGCUUCAUGGGCAUCAUCUACAGCGCGCAGGCGGCAGGAAGUAUCUUUUCGCUUGCGCCUGAUAUGGGCAAAGCUCAUGCCUCAGCCCUGGCGUUGAAGAAGCUCUUUGAACGGACACCAAAAAUUGAUGCCUGGUCAAAGGACGGCCAGCGCAUAGCAGAGGGCGAUAUCCAAGGCACAGUGGAGUUCCGUGAUGUGCACUUCCGUUAUCCGACCCGGCCAGAUCAACCUGUCCUCCGAGGCCUUAACCUGACGAUUAAGCCUGGCCAGUACGUCGCCUUGGUUGGCGCUUCUGGAUGUGGCAAGAGCACGACUAUUUCACUGCUAGAGCGAUUCUACGAUCCCUUAUCUGGUGGCGUCUUUGUUGAUGGCCAGGACAUUGGCACCCUGAAUGUUAGCAACUAUCGAUCGUUUGUUUCACUUGUGAGCCAAGAGCCGGCACUCUAUUCGGGAACGAUCAAAGAAAACGUUCUUCUUGGCACGCCUGAGGAGGAUAUCUCAGAGGAGCGGCUGGAACACGUCUGCCGUGAGGCUAACAUCUAUGACUUCAUCAUUUCACUUUCUGAUGGGUUCAACACGUUUGUUGGCAGCAAGGGUGGCUUACUCUCUGGUGGCCAGAAGCAACGUAUUGCUAUCGCCCGGGCCUUGAUUCGCAACCCUAAGAUCCUGCUCCUGGAUGAAGCCACGUCUGCCCUUGACUCUGAAUCUGAAUUUGUUGUCCAAGAGGCUCUUGAUAAGGCUGCUGCUGGACGCACCACGAUUGCGGUUGCGCAUCGUCUGAGCACGAUUCAGAAAGCAGACGUUAUUUACGUGAUUGACCAAGGCCGUGUUGCUGAGUCUGGAACCCAUCAGGAACUGAUGAGGAAGAACGGUCACUACGCUGAACUGGUCAAUCUGCAAAGCUUGGCAACGAGUUCGUAA